UGGAGCAAUGCUGCUCCAUUAUGUAACGGCAUCCCAGCAGCACUUAAAGAGGCCCCCCUCUCUUUUCCUCCCCACACUGCUGCACCUUUCCCCGCUUGCUGCCUCGGAUACAGAGGUCCAUUCCAGCGCUCACACCUACAGACACAUCCUAAUGCCAACAGAUCACGUAUAAAAGGACUUAGAGUAUGAUUUUAAUCAUCACUAUUUCUGCAAGAUCUUCUUUGGGAAAACAAGGAAGCCAGUUUGUGUUUGGAACAAGGUUCAGCCAAAGAGACACUUUCUGAGAAUCCUGAUCUUCUCUGUUUCUGUCCGGCUGAUUGAUCCAGCAAAGAUUUAGAUUGGAAUUUAAAAUCAAAGAAAAAAGAGAAAAUGGUUGGUUUCCGAAAUGCAGAAGUUCCUCCAACCGCAGCUGUAAAGUUUGUGGGGGCGGGAGCUGCAGCGUGUAUCGCUGACCUGCUCACCUUUCCUCUGGACACGGCCAAAGUACGGCUGCAGGUCCAAGGAGAGGCCUGCAUCCCUGGGGCCAUGGGAGGAAAGGCUCCUGCAGUAAAGUACCGAGGUGUGUUUGGUACCAUCAUCACCAUGGUGCGCACAGAGGGGCUUCUGAGUCUCUACAGCGGGCUGGCAGCAGGGCUCCAGAGACAGAUGAGCUUUGCCUCUGUCCGUAUUGGCCUCUAUGACUCUGUGAAACAUUUCUACACCAAAGGAUCUGACCAUGCGGGCAUUGGCAGCCGGCUGCUUGCAGGUUGUACCACAGGUGGUCUGGCAGUGGCUAUUGCUCAGCCAACGGAUGUGGUGAAAGUUCGUUUUCAGGCACAAGCCAGGUCAAAAGGGGGUACAAGACGCUACUGUGGCACCAUUGAUGCUUACAAAACAAUAGCUAAGGAGGAAGGCAUGCGCGGACUCUGGAAAGGGAUGAGUCCAAACAUUGCACGCAAUGCCAUCGUUAACUGCACAGAGCUGGUGACGUAUGACUUCAUCAAGGAUUUCCUCCUCAUGUCCACCCCCAUGUCUGACAACCUGCCUUGCCACUUUGUAUCGGCCUUUGGAGCAGGUUUAUGCACAACUGUGAUCGCUUCACCCGUGGACGUGGUCAAAACACGAUAUGUGAACUCUGCUCCAGGCCAGUACAGUGGAGCCCUGAGCUGUGCUGGCGCUAUGAUAACCAAUGAGGGCCCGCUGGCCUUUUAUAAGGGGUUCAUGCCCUCAUUCUUACGGCUGGGCUCCUGGAACGUGGUGAUGUUUGUCACAUAUGAGCAGCUAAAGCGGGCUUUGAUGGCAGCCAAUCACAGCUGCACAACUUUAUUAUAAUAACUGAAGUGUUCCUGCUGUUGUAACACAGCUGC
Messenger RNA from Cyprinodon variegatus (sheepshead minnow), 1346 nucleotides. RefSeq names its product mitochondrial uncoupling protein 2-like (gene ucp2). NCBI's taxonomy places the organism in Eukaryota, Metazoa, Chordata, Actinopteri, Cyprinodontiformes, Cyprinodontidae. The coding region runs from base 370 to 1311 and encodes 313 amino acids. Gene Ontology annotation, cellular component: mitochondrial membrane. The record is from RefSeq and is a predicted model, not a curated record. Gene Ontology annotation, biological process: mitochondrial transmembrane transport; mitochondrial transport; response to cold. The transcript is spliced from 8 exons. Gene Ontology annotation, molecular function: oxidative phosphorylation uncoupler activity.